Molecule: messenger RNA, 8051 nt
Organism: Myxocyprinus asiaticus (Chinese sucker)
Lineage: Eukaryota; Metazoa; Chordata; Actinopteri; Cypriniformes; Catostomidae
Product: zinc finger protein 827-like
Exons: 13
Coding region: 219-4490 (1423 amino acids)
Biological process (GO): regulation of gene expression
Cellular component (GO): nucleus
Source: RefSeq, a predicted model, not a curated record
GAGACACACACUUACAGAGAGCAGCCAUAGUCAAGACACGGCAACAACAACAGCACCUCCUCCUCUACUCUUCCCUAUUCCCAACAAUACACUUAACCGAGGACAGCCAGGUGCACGACAAGUCCCUGCCACCAGGCUCCCUCGCGAAAUUUCAAUGGGAAAAGACCUUUUUUCUUCUUAUCCCUAAACAAGAAGGAGAAUGUGAUAAAAGGAGGAAAAUGCCAAGGAGGAAACAGGAGCAACCCAAGCGCCUGCCUUCACAUGUGGACACGGUAGAGGAUGGAGGGCCAGAGGGUUGCUCAGUAGAGGAGGACAGCUGGUUUGGGAAUACCUCCGACAGCCCCUCCGAAUCGUCCUACGGUGAGGUGCAGGAUGAGCUUCGGGUUUCCCCGGACAACGUCCCCCGACCAGACCACAACACCUCAGCCGAGAGCUCCCUGGGCUGUCCCACGCCAGUUCAGCGGGUCUCUCUGGAGCUGCUGGGUCUGGACGGUGGGGUCCUCUCUACCCAGGAUGCUCUAUCCUCAGUGGUGUCAUCUCUUUACGGAGACUCCAGCCAGGCCCUGGGCAAGCCGCUCAGCAGCAACCUACGGCGUCUGCUGGAGGCUGGCUCAUUGAAGCUGGAAGGAGGGGAUCUGACCGGGUGUGGAUUGUCCAGAGGACCAGAGUCACCCCCGGUGAGCUUGGUAAUAUCUCCAUCUUCACAUCAUGCACAGCAGCUGAGUGCACUUGCUAGGAGACUGGCUAAAAGCAGCCACAACAGCCACAACUCCAACUCUGCCUCACCCACAUCUGUAGCAACAGUCAAACAGGAGCCCUGUGACCCAUUUGGCCCCAGCAACGGCCCAAACUCAGGCAACAGUGGCUUUGUAUGGGUGAGCAUGGCAGAUAAAUGGUCAUCUGCUGGUUGCUCGGUGCCCAGUGGCAGCAGCCUAUCGCCAGACUCGGCCAUCCAGAAGUUAAAGGCAGCAGCCAAUGCUGUGCUUCAGGACAAGAGCGCAGUGGCUUCCUCCACCUCUUCAUCCUCCUCUUCCUCGUCCUCCUCUUCAGUCACCUCCUCCUCCUCAAUGGCAGCCCUGGGUGCUCGCUCAGAUGAUGCAGUGCGCUUUGAAGCAUUUGCGUCUCCCUUCAGUCCGCAGUCAGCCAGCUCCACACUGGCUGCCCUCUCAAAGAAAGUAUCUGAAAGAAGUCAGCAGCAGGUGGGCUCAUCUGAUCAUCAGCCCUCAGCUGGCUCCUUUCUCUCGCUGGUUUCCAUGACCUCCUCGGCAGCUCUUCUAAAGGAGGUGGCAGCGCGAGCAGCAGGGAACCUUCUGGCUGAUAAGAAAGAGCUGUCUUUAGUAUUGGGAGCCUCCGAGGAUGUCAAGCCCCUGUUAGACAGGAACCAGAAGGUGCCCACCCCAACCCAGGCCAUGGACCUUCUGCUGCCAACAAUCCCCAAGGGAAGGGCCAAGCCCAGCAGUCAAGCAGGUUCACCUGAGGAUGGAGGAAAACCCUUUCAGUGUCCUGUGUGUGGUCUGGUCAUCAAGAGAAAGAGCUACUGGAAAAGACAUAUGGUGAUCCACACAGGCUUGAAAAGCCACCAGUGUCCCCUCUGUCCCUUUCGCUGUGCUCGUAAAGACAAUCUCAAGUCCCACAUGAAGGUCCAUCAGCACCAAGACAGAGGGGAGACCUUCCAGUGUGAGCUUUGCCCCUUCACAUCCUCCCGCCACUUUAGCCUCAAGCUGCACAUGCGUUGCCAUCAGCACUUUCCCCGUCCCGACCUCAAAGUCAAAGAAGAACCCGGCACAGACACAGAGGAGGGCGAGGGACUGCUGAUGGGGGACAGUGGAGUCUCUGGCGAUCAGGCCAUGAACACAGACACUUCCACGUCUCCCACUGUCAGCUACCCGGAUGGUUGUUUGCUGGCUUCCCCUGGAGAACCCUCGAAUCACAUCCAGAUCAAGGAGGAACCCCAGGAGAGGGAUGUGUCUGUGAUGUCCCCCUUUGCCCUCUGUAGAGAGCGACCCAGCAGCAGCAGCAGUUCUCUGGACCUGUCUGGGCUCAAAUCCAGUCCGCCUGGCCUUGGACCUUCAGCUGCCUCACUCUUCAGCCCAGACAUCACCACCAAGACGGCUACAGACCUCCUUAUGAAGCUCUCAGCAGCGAACCAAAAGGAGGCCCUAAAGGGUCCAUUCUGUGUUAAGGAGGAGCCCCAGGCAGAAGAAACUCUGAGCUCUCAGAGGGGCCCCAGCUACAGCUUCUGUCAGGAGGGGCCCUUAGGGGCCACCAAUCAACGAGAGGAGGGCAGCCCCAUGUUGGGCAAGAGCAGCAUACUCAGCCAGGACAUCAACGUCAAAGUGGCCUCUGAAUUGCUUAUGAAGCUCUCAGAGAAUAACAAAGACACCUGCAUCCAGAAAGUCUUGGUGAAGGCAGAGCCUAUGGAAGUGGACCCACCCACUGAAUUGGCUCCACCCUCCUCUCAUCUGCUGGGCUUCAGCACUUUAGGGGCAUGUGAAAAGAAGGAACCAAUGGUCAACCUCCCAGAUCAUUUGCCCCGCCCUCAAAAUGACCUCUUCUCCCAGGACAUAUCAGUCAAAAUGGCCUCUGAGCUGCUUUUCAAACUGUCUGAGAAAGUAAGUAAAGCUCACGAAAACAAAGACAACGCAUCAUUUGGUAUACACAGCACUUUCGUAGAUGACCACUUUCGACAAUCACCUUUCAGUACACACUCCAAGAGCUCUUCCCCAGCUAAAGCUGGCUCUUCAAGCAGGGUUGCCCAGCAAGAUCCAGAGAAGGUGAGUGGAGAGCCAGGAAAUGGACUCGCUCAUUGGAGACUCAAUGAACAGCUCUUUCCCUGCCCUAUAUGCGGCAAGGUGUUUGGUCGCCAACAGACCCUCUCCAGACACCUGUCCCUACAUACAGUAGACGAGAGGAAAUAUAAGUGUCACCUGUGUCCGUAUGCGGCUAAGUGCCGGGCCAACCUCAACCAGCACCUCACCAUCCACUCGGUCAAACUGGUGAACACAGAUGCCGAACAGAUCGUUACUGCUGUGACCACUGAUGGCCAAGAGCUGAAAAACUGCCCCUACUACUACAGCUGCCAUGUCUGCGGCUUCCAGACGGAGAUAAAUGCUCAGUUUGUUAGUCAUAUGUCUCUGCAUGUGGACAAAGAGCAGUGGAUGUUCUCGCUCUGCUGCAGCACCUGUGAGUAUGUGGGUGUGGACGAGGCCGAGAUGAAAGCUCACAUCAGUGCAGGGCACGCAGGUCUCAAUUCCAGAAGCCCUCUCAGUGAGACCAAGAGCACUUCCUCCUCUCUGUCAGCCCUUAGUGACUCCCUCAACAGCUCUGAAGGUGGAGAUGUUGCCCAGGGUAAUGAAGAACUAAAAAGCCUUUUGGCCCCACCUUCUUCUGCUGGCAGUCAAUCAAGCUCAGGCCCAGGAACAGAGGAAAAGGCAGAGAAAGGCUUUGAAUGCGUGUUCUGCAACUUUGUUUGUAAGACUCGGGCCAUGUACGAGCGGCAUCUACAGAUCCAUCUGAUCACACGCAUGUUUGAGUGCGACGUCUGCCACAAGUUCAUGAAGACGCCCGAGCAGCUCAUGGAGCACAAGAAGUGCCACGCUGUCCCCACUGGAGGGCUCAAGUGCCCUCUCUGCAUCUACUCCACCAACAGGCCAGCCGCUAUGGAGGGCCACCUCAAGACGCACUACAAGAUGGAGUACCGCUGCCGUAUCUGCCAAGCCGUGUGGGCCAAUCAGGCAGAGCUGGAAAGGCACACGCGCGCCCAUCGCCUGGGCAACCACUACAAGUGCGAGCAGUGUGGCUACCUCUCCAAAACCGCCAACAAGCUCAUCGAGCACGUGCGUGUGCACACCGGCGAGCGGCCUUUCCACUGCGACCGCUGCAGCUACAGCUGCAAACGCAAGGACAAUCUCAACCUCCACAAGCGGCUCAAACAUGCACCGAGACAGACCUUCGGUUGCGCACAGUGCCCGUUCACGACCACCCACCCGUUCGUCUACAGCCGCCACAUGAAAAAGCACCAAGGUGGGGAGGGGAUUGCCGAGGAAGGUGAGGCGCAGCCGGGUACUCCAUGCCCAGGCAUUUUGGAGAGUGGUGAAGGCAGCAGUGGGAGCGGGGACAGCGGCAGCACCAGUCCUCUGAUGAGCCUGUCUGCCUCUCAAGCCUUGCAGUCUGUCGCCCUCUCCAUCACCAGCAAGCAGCGAGAUGGCACACCAAGGCCACGCUACCUCUCAGCCAACGGCACGUUCUCCACACUGGCGGCUCACUACUUGGAACCGUACAGAAACUGUGACCUGGCUCACCUCCUCCCCCUCACCACGCUCUUUACCGCCCGACGCUUCACAUUCCACAGCCCCUCUCCCUCAAACUCCUCUCCUCCCUUCUCCAGAGCCUGGUCCAACUCGCCCUCGCAGUCCCCGCCCUCUUCUACGUCACUCAAACACUCCUUCCUCGCGUACCUGGGACUGACAGAGAGAGCGAAGACCAUUUGACCAGUCUCUUUCAAAGGAUAGGUCACCCAAAAAUUAAAAUUCUAUUAUCAUGUACUCACCCUCAUACUGUUCCAAUCUAGUAUGACUUUCUUUCUUUCGUGGAACACAAAAGGAAACGUUUGGUUGAAUGCUAGCCUCAUUCAUUUUCAUUGCAUAUUUUCACAGGAGAAAGUCAUUUGAAGUUGAAACAACAUGAGAGCAAGUGAAUGAUGAAAGAAUUUUCAUUUUCGGGUGAACUAUUUCUUUAAUAACUGUUCCAUAGGCAGGCUGGAAUGCUACCCUAAAAAGUAGAAAUGAUAGUAAAAGAUCCAUUUAUCAGGGGAAUAAGUUUGUUUUCUGUUCUAUCAGUCCAAUUAAUGCUCUUUUUUAAGAGGUCUUGUAACAAUUAUUUGUUUUCCUCAGCAAAUGGUGAAUGACCCGGAAUCUGAUAAUAGUGCUUUAUCUAUACGGGUCUUGUAUUCAUUUUAAUGGGAAAAAGGAAACGAAGAACAUAUGAGCUUGCAAGCUCUAAGCUUCUUUUUUUGUGUGUGCAUUUUGUCUUUUGCCAGGAAUCCAACAGCAUGUUCACUAUGUGUUACAAUGGUUUUUUGAAGUCAUUUAGGGGAUCAGUAUCAGUAUAUCUUUGGGGUAUAUAAAGUAUGGCAUGACAAAAACCAAUGAAACAGAUUGCUAUCUCUCAAGUAUUGUUUCCAAAGCAAAGCCUCAGACCACGCACUUGUUAAUUUAUCAAACUGUACAUAGUUUUGUAAUCUUUUUUUUUCUCUCCUUCGCCACUCAUGUUGGCACUGACUGGUUUUGUUGAAUGGUGAGACCACUGGCAGAACUCUAAUCUUGCCUCAGCAACAAGCAUAAGGCCCUUUACGAGAUCUACGAGGCACAGCUGAUGGCAUUUCUUAAUACAAGCCAUUUGGGGCAUGCUAUUGGCAAAAGCAAUCAUUACCACAAGAGCAGUGGUUGUCAGCCCUUGAUGCUGCCUCAAUACCGUCACCAUCCUCACCGUACUGUUGGUCAGUACAGAUUGUGCCAUAGCUGAACGAGGUGGGCUGGCCGUAGGCAUGAGAAAAGAUGAGUGACCAGUCAAGCGCCUUGUGCAUAGCUAUCGUAUGUAAUGCGCACCUGUACGUUUAACAAGAUGUAUGCGGUGACAGGUUUUUCUGGGGAAAACCCAUUUUAUUCUGUCACAAAGGCCGAUUCAAUGGUGCUUUUUGGAGCUUUUUUGUAAUUUUGUGUGUAAAAAGAACUGUUCCAAAAUGACUUGAAUGAAUGUACGUUUUGUUGGUUAAUGUUCAAGUGAUACAGAGGUAGCUGGACUGUGGUAAGUGAGAACUUGGAAAAACAAUGGUAUCCCGGUGGCCUUCUGUGUCUUAAUAUUUUUGUCCUUCUAAUUUUUUGUUAGUUUGUUUGUUUGUUUGUUUUUUAAAGAGCCUUUGAAAUGUAAAAUACAAAUAUAUAUAUAUAUAUAUAUAUAUAAAUAACACACAGGGUUGGGGAGUAACAGAAUACAUGUAACAGGAUUACGUAUUUAAAAUACAAAAUAUAAGUAACUGUAUUCCACUACAGUUACAAUUUAAAUCUUUGGUAAUUAGAAUACAGUUACAUUCAAAAAGUAUUGAUUACUGAAGAGAUUACUUUGCAUUUUAUUGUCAUUUGUUUCAUUUAAUAUUUAGUCCUUUCAGAUGGAAAACAUUUAUACAUAUAAAUGAUGCGAUCCAAAGUGCAUUUGAACAGCGGUGAAACACUUUCUUAUGAUAUGUUACAUUCAUACGAGCAGACAAGAGAAGUAAGUUUGAAGUAAGUUUGGAGCAGAAGAAAUAGAAAUAAACCUUGUGUAAAUUGUCAGCUUUAUGCUAAGCUAAAAUGCUAUUUCUAUCCAUUUUACUUGCACAGUCAUAUUUUUUAUCAAGAAAAUUCUUGUUGGAUCAUAAUUUCUUUUUUUUCUAGUAAGACCUUUAAUAUUAGGGCAAAAAUGUUAUUCUUGAUAAUAGUUUUUGUAUUGUUUUCCUGUAAAAAUAUCUAAAAAUCCUUAAAACAAGAACAAUUUGAUUGAUCUUGUUUUAGAAACAACACUGCAUUAGAUAUUUAUGUUUUUCAGAGAAUGUAUUUUUAACAUGUGCAUUUUGUCUUACUGUACUGGCAGAGUUUUUAUAGUCAAAACAAGUGAAAAAAAUCUACCAGUGCUGAAUAAGUAAUCCAAAGUAUUUAGAAUGCAUUACUGACCUUGAGUAAUCUAACGGAAUACGUUACAAAUUACAGUUUACAGCAUGUAUUUUGUAAUCUGUAGUGGAAUACAUUUCAAAAGUAACCCUCCCAACCCUAUAUAUAUAUAUAUAUAUAUAUAUAUAUAUAUAUAUAUAUACAUACACUGGCGUCCAAACGUUUGGAAUAAUGUACAGAUUUUGCUCUUAUGGAAAGAAAUUCACCAUUUUAUUCACCAAAGUGGCAUUCAGCUGAUCACAAUGUAUAGUCAGGACAUUGAUAACGUGAAAAUGACUAUUACAAUUUGAAAAACAUUUUCAGAACUUCUUAAACCACUUAGAGUUCUCAUCAAAAAAUCCUCCAUGUGCAGCAAUGACAGCUUUGCAGAUCCUUGGCAUUCUAGCUGUCAGUUUAUCCAGAUACAUUUCACCCCACGCUUCCUGUAGCACUUGCCAUAGAUGUGGCUGUCUUGUCGGGCACUUCUCACGCACCUUACAGUCUAGCUGAUCCCACAAAAGCUCAAUGGGGUUAAGAUCCAUAACACUCUUUUCCAAUUAUCUGUUGUUCAACAAUGUCUGUGUUUCUUUGCCCACUCUACCCUUUCCUUUUUGUUUUUAUGUUUCAAAAGUGGCUUUUUCUUUGCAAUUCUUCCCAUAAGACCUGCACCCCUGAGUCUUCUCUUUAAUGUUGUACAUGAAACUGGUGUUGAGCGGGUAGAAUUUAAUGAAGCUGUCAGCUGAGGACAUGUGAGGCAUCUAUUUCUCAAACUAGAGACUCUGAUGUACUUAUCCUCUUGUUUAGUUGUACAUCUGGCCUUCCACAUCUCUUUCUGUCCUUGUUAGAGCCAGUUGUCCUUUGUCUUUGAAGACAAUGAAAUCUUUGUAUGAAAUCUUUUGGCAAUUUCAAGCAUUGUAUAGCCUUCAUUCCUCAAAACAAUGACUGACUGACGAGUUUCUAGACAUAGUUGUUUCUUUUUUGCCAUUUUUGACCUAAUAGUGACCUUAAGACAUGCCAGUCUAUUGCAUACUGUGGCAGUUCAAAAACAAACACAAAGACAAUGUUAAGCUUCAUUUAAUGAACCAAAUAGCUUUCAGCUGUGUUUGAUAAAAUGGCAAGUGAUUUUGUAGUACCAAAUUAGCAAUUUAGCAUGAUUACUCAAGGAUAAGGUGUUGAAGUGAUGGCUGCUGGAAAUGGGGCCUUUCUGGAUUUGAUCAAAAAUUUCUUUUGUCAAACAGUGAUGGUGCUGUUUUUUACAUCAGUAAUGUCCUGACUAUAUUUUGUGAUCAGUUGAAUGCCAUUUUGGUGAAUUAAAGUACCAAUUUCCUUCCGAAACAGCAAAAUCUGUACAUUAUUCCAAACUUUUGG